Cinara cedri is the source of this 14380-nucleotide messenger RNA. Lineage: Eukaryota; Metazoa; Arthropoda; Insecta; Hemiptera; Aphididae. The record is from the annotation of a GenBank genome assembly.
AACGACGACGACGACAACGCAAACAGUAAGUCGGUCGAACUGUUAAACCGCGGUCGUGGUCAGCGGUCUGAGAGUGUUUUUCCGAGCGGUUACCCAGCUGUGGAGUGGUCAUCGCGUUGACUUGCGGUGCGGUGGCAGCUGUAGCGUCCCGACCGCGAACCAACUAUUCACUUACCUGUAAUAUACUUGGACACUUAGCUGAGAAAUACCCGAAAUGGGGGCAACGACCACGCUCACCGUGACCGGUAUCAUAUUCUUGACGUUGGGCGUUUUCGUCGGAUGGAUCGCUUUCCCGAAAAUGAUACACAACAAGAUCUUAGAGGUUAGUACACUAAUGAUCAACUACCAACCGCGUAAAUUGGCCAGGAUUUGCACCGCUCGUGGAUUGGUACGAGAAGAGUUCGCCAAAUGUUGUUACUAAAAAUGUAUUUGAACAGCAUGAAUUAACGGGUGAAACGAUUAUGACCUGAUAAUUCUUCCCCCCCCCCCGCAGAAACUACAGUGCGGGACGACAAUCGCAUCCGUUUUAUCUCCGAAAUGUUGCAGUUGGAAUGGAUUUGAUUUAUCUAGAAUUUAUCGUGUACUGUGGGCAACUGUAGAACAGCUAAGUCUAGACUAAGACAUAGAAAAUUCAGUGGCAAUUCCAUAGAGUUACACUCCAUACACGCAAUGUACUCUUAAAAUAUUUUUAUUUUUUUUUUAAGCCAUGGGUAUCCUGCACUUGUUCUCAAGUCUUAAUGAAUUCGCGAUAAAGAAGUAGCUGUUUAUCGCAAACGGAAUAAUAUAUAUUUUUAGUACGAAUUUUAUUUUCUCCGAGAAAAACUGUGCAUUACACGACUGUGUUCGUUGCAUUUUAUUAACAAAUUAAAUCGACAAUAACAUAUUAUUAUAAUAUACAAUCAACCGGCAAUACUGAAGAUAAUAAUUAUAAAAAUGCAUGUCUAAUAUUAUCGUGAAUAUGUUCAUACACUGAAUAAUAACUACCUAUACAUACUGAAAUACUGAAAUCUAUAAAUAUAUUAUAUACGACCAUCAAUCCUGUAUUAACUGCCGGCGCAUUAUUUGUGUGGUGGAAGCGUUUUGAUAGUGAUCCAUAACUCUACCCCCGCUGAAACCUUGGCGGUUUUGAUAAAACAUCAAAGGAGGGCGAUUUUAAAUUCGUUGGGCCCCAUAUCAUAUUAACAUAAUAUAUCAAAUAAAGGAUAAAAUUUGUCUAUAGUCCUAUUAUAAAUUACACAUAAUUUUUAUUUUAGACUCUGAGUGGAGCGAAGAAGCUUAUGGUUUUUAAACUAGUUUGUCUGUGAACAACUUUUAUACUAGAGAUCUUAUUCCGAUGUAUACAAUGUAGCAACUUUUCUGAAAAAAAUAUUUGUUGGGGAGGUACUGUAAAGAGGUAAUUUUUUCGAUUUUCUCCCGAGUUUCCCAGCAAAUGUGAAAAACUGGAAAAAACAUAGGAAAAACGGGAAAAUCGGUACAAUAUUAAAGAAAUAUUAUUAAAGAAAAUAUAUAGGCAAUACCUAUUUAAUUUUUUUAACACAAUAUAAUAUAUAUUGUUGACAAAGCAUCACUAUCAACUGAACUUUGCUUAGAAUCGUAUUUUUGUUAGCAAUGAUCUAUCGUUGUUUACGUAUAGAACAUACCUAACAAUUGACCAAGAAAUAAAAGAAGGAGGGAGGUCACCAUCAUCACCUCCUAAAAACCGCCACUGCGCUGAAAAUUAAAAGUGGAAUAUUUCAUCAACAAAUUGACAGAAAUUAAAAAUGUCAACACCAAAAUUGAUUUGAACUAAAACUUCGUGUGUUUAUUGUUUAUUGUUGUCAAUUUAGGUUGUCACUUGAAAAGAAAAACUUAAUUAAAUAUUGGUUUCACCCCUCAAAAUAAAGAUGACAAAAAAUAACAAUUUUAUAACAUUUUAGAGCUACUUUUUUUUUAAAUUAUCUAAAAAACAAUUUCCGAAAAACUUUUUUUCGUUAUAUUGAGUAUCUGAUGUGUGUUGAUAAUUCUAUGAAUGUUCGUAAAAUUUCCGAAGAAAAAAUGUCCUGAAGUAAAAAUGCCCAGAGGUAAAAAUGUCCGGCUUGUACACUGUAGGUAUAGCUAGAUAACAAGAACUAACCCAAGUCGAUAGUAACUUGUUUUACGAUGAAAUUCAAGUAAAUGUCAAACAUUUUUUUUUUUUGCCAAAACAAUAUUAUCCAAAUAAAACUAAAAAGGAAAGCCGGGCUACUUCGCACGUGGGUGCAGCCACUGUUGUAAAUGAAGUUAUGUUAGAUUAGGUUCGGUUGGGAAGGUGGUAGAAGAGAAAUUCAAUGUAUAUCUGUUAGUAAUGAUGAAACAUUGCUACCAAAAAGCCGAUUCUGAGCGGAGUUGCUUUGUCAACAAUAUUAUAUGUCACAUUACGAUAAAAUAAUUACAUAGGCAUUUUUUAUUUCCUUUAAAAUAAUAUUUCUUUUAUAUUGAACCUAUUUUCCCGUUUUUCUUACAGUUUUCCAGGUGUUCUAUUAAUUUAUUUUAUAAUCAAUGACCGUUAGAUAGGGAACUUUAUAACCCUCUUAACCGUUUUUAUUUUUUAAUUUUUUUACAGUGCUAUUUUCAGGGUUUUUUUUUUAGCGCAUUUGUGAAGCUUUCUUUGUGAAUUAUCAGAGCACAUAAAUCCGGUCCCUACUUAUUAUUAAAUAUAAAAUACUCAAAUAACGGAUCUUAUGGAUAUUUUUAGCCUUCCAGCAGCUACUGUUCGUAUUAAUAAUUUUUAUCACAACAAUAUAUUAUUAUUACACUAAGCAGUGUCAGGUAUAGGUAUAGAUACAACACGCAUGUUAUUCUGAAUAAAACCUAACAAUAUAUAUUCUUCUCUCGCGUUCUUUAGUUAAAAAAUGAAAAAAAUUAAAUGUGACUUGUUUUUUCCCAAUUAUACAAUAUAUAAAUCCUGACAUAUAUAUUUUUAUAAUACGCAUUAUUCUAUUAUAGCCUAUGGGUAUACAAUUUUUUUUAUAUACGAUUCUAACGUAAAUUCGUUAAAUAAAAUGUAUUUAUUACACCAAGACAAUUAUUUUAAUAAUCUCUCUUCAUUAUUUUAUAAUGAACAUAAUAUUCAAUUUUAUAAUACCAUUAUAAUACCAAAUACGUACCUACCUACCCACAUUAUAUUAUAAUUAUACAAAAUAAUUUACACCGGGUAACAUCAGACUACAAAGAGUAUUUAAAUAAGCAUAAUAAAUAUAAAUGUGAUUUUUAAAUUUUGAGCAAAAUAUAUUGUUUUUAUUAUGUUACGAUUUUUUUUUCUAUCUGUAUACGAUUUCUAUCAGUAUGGGAACUCUGGGCCUCAAAUUCGAUAAACCCGUAGCACCAAAUGUCUCACUGAGGGCAUGCGGAACAGCUAGUAAUUAUAUUAAUAUGACUUUUGUUUUUGGUAUUUAAUUUUGGUAUCAGGAAAUAUCCGUAUAAACAACAUUAUUUAAACCAGCAACUGUGUCGAAAGCACACAGUUUUUUUUUUACCAAGAAACGUUUUCUUGAUACAAUUAUAGAUGCGCAUUUGUUUCCAUUUAUUAACAAAUUGUUUUUGGAUGAAAGAGUUUUUCUUUUUUCUUUUAUUAUUUAUGUAUUUAUUUCAUAUUUCUUUAUCUAGAUCCGUGUGCAUUGUUCUUUGGUAUACAUUUUCCAGUUUGUUAUUAUAUUUAAUAAAAAUAUUAUUUCAGAUUGUUUUUCCAUUCCAAUUUCCAAUAAAAUUUGUUGAUCCAUUAAGUUCUUCGUACUGUUAAUCAUGUGCAUUGUCUUGUUAUUUCGCUUCUUCAAGUUGCCCGUCAGAUUCAACUGACUCUAAUUGUUGAAAUGAUUGAUCUGUCUUUGUAUCGUUUUUUAAGUGUCAAUUUGUUUUAAUUAGUUGACGUUGCUAUUUAGUAUCAAUAUUUUCCAAUUAUUUUAUUACAAAUUCGUCUGGUGACAUUAGACAUACGUCGAAAUUUAAUAGUUGUGUUUUCAGUUCAUUAAAAUAAUUUUCCGUAGCUUCGGAUAAUUCUAUUUGGAACUGAGAUAUAUUGCGAAGAGCAUAAGUUUAUAGGAUAAACCUUCUACAAUUAAACGUAACAUUGUAUUGAAUACAGAAAUACUGUAGGCGCUAUCAUAAUAAAACUAAAUAUAUAUUGACACAGCGACGCGAUGACGUAAUUGUGACCGGUGGAAAACAUCGAAAAUUAAAUGAAAAAAAUACGUAAGUACGCACUUAGUGAUUUCAACCCGCGACUCCGCGUACCGAAACGCCGACGCACAAACACUGAGACACGCCGUCGUCUAAUAAUAUACUUCGUGUUAUCCAUUUAGCCUGGAAUAGCAGUGUGAAUUUAUAUAGGUUUAUAUUUUAUAUAUUCUGUAAUUAUACGAUGUACCUACCCGAAUCUUAACUUUACACAAUACAUAAAACCAUUUAUUACAUAAUGAUAGCUGUUAUAAUUAAUUAAUAUACUGAUCAUUAUAACCAUUGAAGCUUAGAUGGAGACCAAAUUUCAGAACUUAAAGUUCUGAAAACCGAGUUACAAAUAAUAACAGACGAGUUACAAAACAUUGACAUCGGUUCGGAAUCGAAAUAUCAAAAUGCAUUGCCAAUCAAUAUACAAUAGUCAUUAAAAUUGUAUGAUAUAGUUAUGUUUGCCAUGAAAUGUUUAUUUUUCAAUAAAUGUCUGAUGUAAAUACGUUUUGAAAUCAUAUAUUAUAAAAUGCUACAUUUUCCUUAAUUUUAUCACCGAAAUUUUGGGUGUGACACGACUACCUAAUUUUGAUUUUUAAAUGUCAACAUAUAUUAAUAAGUCCAUUAAUAGAUGGAGUUUAGUUUAAAUGCAUUUUUAUAUUGAAAUUGUUUAUUUCCGUCAACCCGUUGCCGAGAUAUUCCGCUUUUAAGUUUAGUUGGGGAGAGAGUAGUAACUAGUAGAGCAUCAUUUGAAUAGUGCACUACUACUUUGCCGUUACCCAAACUUAUAAUAGUGAAAUAUCGCGUCAACGGGUCGACAGAAAUCAAUAAUUUCAACACAAAAUUGCAUUUAAAUUAAUACUAGGUGCAGUCGAUAAAUAGAUAUGUUUAUGGACUUUUUAAAUAUAUGUUGACAUUUAAAAAUCAAAAGUAGGUAGUCGUUUCAUCCUCAAAAAUAUGGGUGAUAAAAUAAAGACAAUGUAACAUUUUAUAAUAUGCAUAUGAUUAUAAAAAGUUUUUAAGUAAGUCAUUUUUUAAAAUAAUAGUAUUUUAUGGACAUUUUUACUGUAUCGUAGAAUUUUAAUAAACUUGCAUAUACAUAUACGGUAAACUUAUUUAAAUUCGUUAUUAUAUUCGUAUAAUAUAUUAUAAAUACAUCCACAACUGUACACGCCAUGGUACAUCAGACGAGAGCCUACUAAACACUUAAAUAUUUUUCUUUUAAUACACAUACAAGGGCGUACACAAAAAACACCGAACUAUUUUUGUACAAAGUUAUUUAUUUCCUUUUUGUACAAAAAACUUUUAAUCUCCUUCAAAGUACUCUCCGUUGGAGUUAAUGCACUUGUCCAAUCUUGUGUUCCAAUUUUCGAAGCACUUUUUAAACUCAUCUUUUGUGAUGCCUGCCAACGCCUCCGUCGUUUUUUUUUUAACUUCAUCAAUGUCCGCGAAACACUUUUCUUUCGUGUUCCUUUUCAUUCUGGGGAAUAAAAAGAAGUCACAGGGAGACAGGUCGGGUGAAUAGGGUGAAUGGGACACAGUGGUCAUAUCAUUUUUGGUCAAAAACCGCCGUACAGAAAGGGCUGUGUGAGCAGGAGCAUUGUCGUGAUGAAAAAACCAGUCUCCUGACAGCCAUAAAUCAGAUCUUUUUCGCCUCAAACUGUUGCGUAAUCUUUUUAACACCUUUAGGUAAAAUGCCUGGUUAACUGUCUGACCAGGUGGAACAAACUCCGAAUGGACGACUCCUCUCACAUCAAAAAAACAAAUGAGCAUUGUCUUAAUGUUUGACCUCACUUGACGAGCUUUUUUAGGGCGAGGCGAUGCUGGAGUCUNGGUAAUUUUGGAAUUCUUUCAAAGAAGAACAUGAUUCCACGUGGCCUUGUUUUUGCUGUUCAGUUAGCAGUCGAGGAACAAAUUUUGCAGCCACCCGUCUCAUCCCCAAAUCUUCACUUAAAAUUCUCUGUACUAAACUCCAUGUCACACCAGAUCUCUUCACUACUUCUUUGAUGGUUUGCCGUCGAUCUUCCAGGAUAAUUUUGUGAAUUUUUUCUACAUUUUCGUUGAUUCGUGCCGUCGAAGGACGUUCAGAGCGAUCUUGGUCGUCUAUCGACAUUUCACCACUUUUAAAACGGGAAAACCACUCAAAUACUUGAGUUUUCCCUAAAGCAUCACCUUUGUAAGCUGUUUUAAACAUCUCAAGGGUUUCUGUGCCUGUUUUCCCGAGCAGGAAGCAAAACUUGACGGUCACGCGCUGUUCACGCAAAUCAGCCAUUACAAAAACGACGAGUACGAAAAAUAACUUUUAAAAAAAAUAUCACACCAACGUAACACAACCUUCCACGAUGACGGCCGUUGGUAUAUUGAAUGUUGAGAAGUAUAUUUUUACACCCCUACCUGAAAAAAAUCGGUUCUACUAAAACUCUGUCCCACACAACAUCAGUUCGGUUUCUUUUGGGUACGCCCUCGUACAUAUUAAUUUAUGCUUUACUUUAUACAACAAUCAUAAAAUUUAAAUUAAAUUUAUUUGAAUCAACUUGCGAAGCCUUCAGGCAGUAGCGCCAUGGGCUUGUUUUUAUUAUUAUUAUUUUUUUUUUUUAUGGCUAAGGGACAUAUAAUUUUAUUUUGUUUUUCAUAUUUAACUACCAUAUUUUUAUUAGCAUACAAUUUUGUUUGUAUCUUUGCUGUCGGAGUUUUUAUGCCCUUAAGAAGGUCCGUUCCGUUUCAUUAUUUAUAAAUUAACCAUUCUGUCGAGCGUUCAUAUAAUACAUUUACAUUUUUCAUUAUAUUCAACAGUCAAAGCCGCUUUUUCGUUAACAUUUCAUUUGUAAUCCCUUAAUCUAGUUCCUUUAUUGGCCUUAAAAAAAAAAAAAAACAAUUCCAAUCUCUAAAUCAAUUCGAUCACUAACAUUUUGAAAUAUUAUAUUAUGCAACCUCACUUGAAUUUUUCAGGGUGGUGGUUGAUGAGAUAAAAUAAAAAUAUUAAUCCCACUUGCGGUUUUAGCAUUUUAAUUAAGUAAAAAAUAUCACAAUAGAAUUGAAAACGACAGUAAAAUAUUAAUUCCAAAAUCGUUUCUAAAUGAUUGGAAGUUACAGUUCAAACUUCUGCUUACAAUUAAUCUGAUUACUCCUCGCUAUCGGUAUAAACUUGUAAAAUUGAAUAACUUCCUCGAGCUGUUCAGAAUCUAAAACUGAAUAAUAUAUUAUGAACAGCAAAUAUUUUAUACUUCUAUAAUAUAUAAACUCUUGCCACUAAUUGAGUUGAAUAGUUUGAUUGCAGAGUUUUAAAAACUUUAGGCGUUUUAUUCGAAUAAAAUAUUAAAUAAUAAUAUGAUAUACAAAAAAAAAACACCAAAAAUAUUUUAAAUAAAAUUGUAUUUUUAAAAAUGUAUAAAUGUACAAUUGAAAAUUGUUUUAACAUAAUUCUAAAUGCAUGCGUAUUCCAGAGUAAAGCAUUGAAUCCAAGAUCAAAUAUGCGUCAAAUGUGGUCACAUCCGCCGUUAGCAGCAGAUUUUAAAAUUUAUUUGUUCAAUGUCACUAACCCCGAAGAAGCUCAGAAAGGAGAGAAAAUCAUACUCAAAGAAGUCGGACCUUAUUUCUAUCAGUGAGUGAUUUACUUGUAUAAUAUAUGUAUAUAUUAAUAAUUGGUUACAAUAAAUAAUAUUGCGUACUAUUAUGACGCCAUUAUGCCGCGAAUUUUAUGAUUUAGCGAAUGGAAAGAAAAAGAAAAUUUAGAGGACGACGUAAACAAAGAUACUAUUGAGUUUAGUUUCAGAAACACUUUUAUCUUUGACGAAUCGUUGACAAUGCCGCUAACCGGAGACGAAAUUAUAGUUAUGCCUCAUGUAGCUAUGAUAGUAUGUAUUAUAUAUACACAAGUAAUAAAAAAAAAAAACAAGACAAAAUAUUAUUCUAAGCAUUUUAAACUUGGCAAAUUAAUAUUAACAAUGGUAAAACUUAAAAUCUAACAUAAUUUUGUCUAAAGUAAUGUCACUUGUAUGGCCGUAUUGCCCGUAUCAACGCGUGAUAUAAUCUUUAGGAGUUGCCUAUAGGCAAUUUUCAUAGCUUUUGCUAUAAACAUUCUAAUUUAUUACAUCAAAAAUACUCAAACUUACUUUCAAAUAAAUGUUCAAGUAUUCUGUCGUUUAAUUAUGACGAUUAUUUUUUCUAUAAUAUCAUAGUAUAAACUAAAAUGUAUACGGAUAAACUGUUUCGCGCAAGACAUUUUAAUUAUUUGUAUUUAUAUAGUAGUGUUAUACACAUUUCACAAAAUACUAAAAAUAAUUUUAUCUUUAUUUAUUUGUAGACUUUCGGGUCUUUUUGUUUUUUAUUUAUUUUAAUUUAAAACUUAUGGAUGGUGCUGUUAAAAUAUUAUAAACACGCUAAGACACAGAUUUGAAUCUUUCUAAGGAUGCCACAACCGUAUAUUGUGCUGUAUCCGUUUUAUAAACCCACGAUUUAGCAAAUUUGAGUUCAAUAAGACCAAGGUUGUACUAUUAAUUUUAAUAUUAAAACCAAUAAUUGAUCUAUUAUCAAACUUGAAGAUAAUAACAUUAUAUCUUUGCGAUUAUUUAAGAUUUUUUCGACAUUAAAAUUUUUAAGCGAGACAUUAGCAUUUUUUAAAUUAUAAUAUUUCAUUUUUUUGUUUAAUUUUAUGAAAUUAAUUUUGAAAAAACAAAAUAUUUAACACAGGGAAUGGUGACGAUGACCAAGAUGUUGAAACCGGCAGCACUGGGUUUGAUCAAUAAAGCCAUACCCCUGUUAUAUCCGGAUCAGUCUGGUCCGUUCAUGGUGGCGACCGCUAACGACAUUAUGUGGAACGGAUUGGAUAUAAAUUGCACGUCCAACGAGUUUGCAGCAGCCGCCGUUUGCAUGCAAAUCAGACAGAACUCGGCAAGCCUGCAUAAAAUCAAUGAAAACCAUUUCAAGUUUUCAUUAUUCGGAGUGGUACGUCAACAAAAUAUGUGGACAUAAUUGCAUAGUGAAAGUUAUUAUUUGUUUUUGUCGAUACCUAAUUUAGUGUUUGAAAAACGAUUGAGAGUGAAGCUCGGAACCCAAUUGUCAAUUUCGUCGUUUCCCUCGCAGUUUUUUUAGGACUGUCUGAAUUAAUUUUUCAAAUAUGUUUGUACUGCUGCUUACCUUAAAACAAAUUUUCAUCAUCGUGUUCUGUUAUAGUCUAAAUGUGAUUUCAUAUUAUCCUAAAAGCAGCGUUGUACCUUGUACGUUAUCUAAAUAAACAUAUUUGUCUUAUCUAGAUAAAUAAUAAUUUAGUAAUUUUAAUACAGUAAUUAUUUAUCUGGAUAGUUAAAUUGACUUUUAAUUUUUCUGUUUUUAUUUCCGGUUUUGAUAUUCAGUAUUAUUGAAGAUAAUUAAUUAAUUGUUUAUUAUUUUUUUUUAGUUACUAAUUUUUUAUUUUUUAUUUAAAUACUUUAAUUUAGUUAUAGUGAACGGAAAAAACGAUUUCAUUAUUUUCAAUUUUUUUUUUUUAAUUAGGUUAUAACUAUUUAUAGACCUAACAUUUUCUGAAAUUAUUUUUUACAGAAUACUUUCUCCUUGUGAGAAGGUAUCAGAAUACUCCCACAGUACCUUUACCUGUCAUAGGAGAAAACAAAUGGGAUAGCAUCAGGUCGAUAGCCGGUGAAAACUCUGUCGAACAGUAUGAGGAGUCCUAAACAAGAAUUUGGCAAUUUUUCCCAACUUGGAUGUACGUGGGGAAAACAGGUGAGAGGAGGUACGAUGUUUGUAGAUGAUAUAGCUUUGAUAGGUCAAAAUAUCUAAUAAGUUGGAAACUGAAAAUGGCUUAAGGAAUGGAAAGUAGCAUUGAUAGCAAAGAGACUAAAGAUAAGUAGAAGUAAAACAUUAUGAGUUUGGAAAAACAGGACAAGCGGAUAUAAGCGAAGUAAAGUGUUUUAAGUAACUUUUGUACAAAAAAACCGGUGGCUUUCGUGUAGAUAUUAAACGUAAUAAUAUCGUUAAUUGUGAUUGGAUAAAGUGAAGAGAAGUGGCAUUCAUCAGAUGUUUUAUGUGACAAGAGAAUUCCAAUGAGAUUUAAAUUCUACAAAAGUAUAGUGAGACUGACUAUGUUAAUGGGUUGAAGUGUUUGGUGGUAGACAAAAAAAUAAAACAGAAAACUAGUUUAGCACAGAUGAAAAUGCUUAAGUGGAUAAGUGACGAGAGAAUAUAAAAUAAGGGAUGAGUACAUAAUAUGAAGCUUAGGUGUGGCUUCGAUAGUAGACAAAAUAAGAGAAAAUAGACUAAGAUAGUUUAGACAGUUCAAGAGGAGAGAGUAAUCUGAAACAGUAAUAAGUGUAUAUAUGGUAGGAGAUUGUGUCAAGUGACAAUUUAGAACGAGGAUGACCCUAAUCUCUAAAUAAUUGGGAUGAAGUUGAAGGCGAAGAAAAUUAAAAAAAAUAAUAAAUACUUUUAUGGAACUUUUCUAGACAUGGUAACAUUUUUCAAAACGUUCUGGCAAUUUUUGAAUUCUUCAUUGAUAUUUGUCAUUUAUUCGUUAUUUUCUGUCUACCUUUUUUUUAUUUUUUAUUUUGUUCAGAAAAAUGGAACUAUCGAGUCUAAUCGCUACACGGUAAACCGCGGCGUCAAAACGCCUAUGGACGUCGGCCAGGUUAUCCGAUUCAACGGUAAACAUAAACUGGACGUAUGGCCAGGAGACGAAUGUAACCGUAUCCAUGGAACGGAUACCACGAUAUUUCCACCGUUUAUCACACCGGAAACUGACUUGUCGAGCUUUAGUGGAGACAUUUGUCGGUAUGAUUAGAAAAAACAUUGUAUUAAUAUAAAAUAAUACCUACCUAAUAACAUCUACCAACGUAAAAUAUUAUAAUUUAUAAUGUAACACGUACCCAAUACAUAAAAUAUGAUUUAAAUAUUUGAAAUACUAUUAACGGAAAAAAUAACUAUUUAAUAAUGAUGCAUAUUUACUUGGAUAAUAAUUGCAUAAGUAUAGUAAAAGAAAUCAAAUAGUAUAAAUCAAAUCGAGAAAAAAACCAUCAGAAAUUUGUAAUAUUAAAUUCGUUUAAAAAUAGAUUAAUACAAAAGCUCACAAACAAAUUGACAAUAUUAUCACCAAUUAAUUAGUGAAUUUUGGAAUUUGAGCAAAUUUAUACGUUUUUAAAUACUAAAAUCUACACGACAUAAUAAUUAUCAACUGAUUUUAGAAUGAUGAUUUUAGAUAUUUUUUGUAUUGUUUCACAUAAUAAGUUCUCAAAUAUAGUCGAAAUUAAAGAGAAACACCUCGAGUUAACCUGAAAUCAAAUAACUAUAAAAAAAUUGAAUUGGGAUAUUAAAAUGUUUAUGUAUUUUCGAUUGUUAUUAUAUUUAGGUUGUAAUCUGUAGAAAUAAAUAUAAUUGCAUUUAACAUUCUGUUCAAAAUGCGGUUAGAUAUAUGAAUUCGGAAUUGAUAUUAUAUACAAAUUAAAUGUUAAGACUUAUUUUAAAAAUAUUCAAUAUAGGUAUAAAUUUAAAAUUCCAUACUUUUAUAAAAAUUAAUUUCUAAUAACAUUUUAACUCUAUUAGAGUCUAAUUUAGUAAUUGAACUAAUUGGAACAUUUCUAUUAACCAAAAAUGUUUUUUGAGGGGGGAAAAACACACAUUAGAAAAACCCUCCCAUCCCUUACUAUUGGCUCUACUUACUGCAUAAUUUUAGUAUUUAAUUUUAUAUUGUAGUAUUUUAUUAGUAUUGGUUAUACCGUUAUAGAUCUUUGUCUCCGGACUAUUUACAAGAAACAGAGUAUAACGGUUUGAAAGUAUUCGAAUACACGGCCAUGCUUGUGAAACCGGAAGAAAAAUGUUACUGUUUGGAUCCGAAAAAUUGUCUCAAACAAGGGGCGUUGGAUUUGACAAAUUGUACAGGUCCGUUCAAAGUUGAAACUAAUUUUUGAAUAUACAUUUUUUUCUUAUAGAUCUAGCAAGUUUUAAUUACAUUUUUAACGAAUAUUGUAGUUAAUAUGCCUACUUAAAUAUUAAAAUAUACACAGGUUCUCCUAUCAUUGCUACUUUUCCACACUUUUAUAAAUCAGAUGACUACAUAAACGACGUAGCUGGACUAAAUCCCGACCCGAAAAAACACGGGAUUAAAAUGUAUUUCGAACCAGUGAGUAUAUCAACUUGCAUUUUUAUUCCUCCCCGAUUAUUAUAUUAAUAUAUUAUUAUCUUUGUCAGUGACAUUCUCAGGAAUUUCCAAUGAGGGAACGGGGGGAGUUAUUUCUAAAAAAAAAAAUAAGGGGCCCUCAGCGCACACGCCUCUAGUUAUGAAAUUUAAUAUUAUUUUGGAUUCUGAGUGGUGUGAGGAAUAUAUUAGUUUUACAAUAAUAAUUUUUUUUUUUUUUCUACAAGAAAUCAUAAUCCGAUUAUAGCACUAUUUCUGAAAAGAAAUGUUCUCUGUGUAAUACUUUAAAGAGGACAUUUUUUGAAAUUCUCAUUAAUAUUCGAAAUAAUGAGAAAAACCCGGUUCUUUAGGUUGAAAAAGUUGUAAAAUUAAAAAUAAGGUUGUCAUUGGCAAUCGUUUUUAUUCAUAUUUUGUUAUUAUUAAGCUUUUAUUAUUUUAUAUAAUCUUUUUUAAACAAUCAUUGUUUAUGGUAAAAUAAUUACAAAAUUGCACGUUUUCAUAACAAUAAUUGUUUAAAAAAAAUUAAAAUAAGAAAAACUUAAUAAUAACAAAAAAUAAAUAAAAACGGUUGCCAAUGACAACCUUAUUUUUAAUCACUCAAUCUUUUUUAAUAAAAAGAACCGGGGUUUCCUCAUUAUCUCGAAUAUGAAUAAGAAUUUCAAAAAAUUACCUUUCUAAAGUAUCACUCAAAGAAUAUUCCUUUCAGAAAAUGUGCUAUACUUGGAAAUUGGAGUAAGCUUUCUGGUAGAAAAAGUGUUCACAUAAAAAAAAAAAAAAAACAUUUUCGUAAAACCAAUACAUUCAUCUAAAAUCAGAAUCUAAAAAAAUAACAAUGCAAAAUUUAAUGCAGAUUUUAUUUUUAAUAAUUUAUCAAUAAUAUUUUGGUGCUACUAAUAUGUUUAUAUUGUAAUUGUAAAUAUAAAUUAUACGAUGCGACAAUGCGUUUUCGCAUCCAUUACAAAUUUAAAACAAAUUUAUUGAAAAAAUAAAACGGCCAAUGGGAGGGGGAAUUAAAUCUCAUGACCUCUCCCCCUGUGAAUCCGCUCAUGAUCAUUGCUAUGGUUAUAUUUCUCUAUCUGUCUGAAUUUACGGCAAAUGGCAUAUUAUUGAGCAUUUAAUAAAGAAAAGAGUAUAUAUGUAUACUACAUAUUUUGCCUUUUAAUAUUUUCAUUUCUUAAUAAGUUAGUAAUGGUUAAAAUUAAUAGAAAAUUAAAGCAAGCAUAUUACGGUGACAAAAAAUAUAAAUAUUAAAAAAAAAUCUUUCAUAGAACCCAAUUUUAUUUUUCAUAAAAUGUCGAAUGAAAAUAUGGAAUGUCUUUGAGACUAUAUAUUUCGUAUGAGAGACAGAGAAAAUAAAUUUUAGCAAAGAAGUGCCUUAUCAAUAACAAUAACUUAUUUUUUUUAAACUAAAUUCGAACAUACUACUACAUGAGAAUUGAAUGAGAAUUUUUUUCAGAUGACCGGUGCGCCGUUGGUGGGUUACAAGCGUUUGCAAUUCAAUAUGUUUUUGAAAAAAGAACCAAAGAUAUCGACGAUGAAAACGCUCAAUACAGAAGAGAAGCUCAUACCGAUGUUCUGGGUCGAAGAGGUAAAAAAUAUUUCAAUAAAUUUCAAUAUUAUUUUGUAUAUUUAUCGGAGGAAGGAGGGUUAAUAAUACUUAAUGAAUAAUACAUUCGCUGCUAGUAUCUGUCUAACGAAUUAAUAACACAAUUUUAACACACAUUAUUAUUAAUUACUUAAACUAUUAUUAUAAUUUAUUUUAUAUUGCUAUUAUUUAAUUACAGGGAGUCGCGUUAAACAAGACGUGGACCGGUCAGAUAAAAAAUAAACUAUAUUUGCCGAUUACUAUUGUCAAAUAUGCCAAAUACGUAAUAGUAGGGAUGGGAGCCAUAUUUAUAUUAUUAGCGGUGGUCGUCAACUACAGCAGCGUUAAAACAGUGGAAAUCACACCAAAUACUUAAAAUACAAGAAGUAUUCGAAAAAAAUAAACGAAGAAUGGAGAUGAACGAUACCAAAAAGUUUCGAUUUCGAUAGUUCUUGUUUUUCCCUCGAUACUAUGAAAUCUGGACAAAAUAUUUU